Messenger RNA from Cryptotermes secundus, 4728 nucleotides. RefSeq lists its product as uncharacterized. The record is from RefSeq and is a predicted model, not a curated record. The transcript is spliced from 9 exons. NCBI's taxonomy places the organism in Eukaryota, Metazoa, Arthropoda, Insecta, Blattodea, Kalotermitidae. The coding region runs from base 328 to 4227 and encodes 1299 amino acids.
AUUUGCAUUUUAUUUCCGUCUCCGGUUCCUCUUCGACGGCCGACUCUCAUGGCAGCUAACCAGUGCGUAUCGUAGCGCUGUUUCGAUCAUGAGGUUUUCAUAGGCACCUUUGUUGCAGUCGUUGCAGUCGCUAACUGGACAGCACAGAGUGUAGACGCGAAGUGGCGAGGCUUGUACCAACUUCAGACUGUCUUGUUGCGCUUAGGAUUGUGUUUUAUAGUGCCGUGAGUUUUCAUGUGUUAAGUCUGAUCUGCAAGGAUGUCAUGUGCAACAAUCAGGAUAAUGAGACUGACGGCUUUCUAGUACCAUAAGCAAGUGACUAGCAGCAUGACAAGUGAGGAAGGACCCGUCAAAAUGGCGGCGCAAGAAGACAACGCUGUGAGGAUGGCAGGAUAUCUCGAUAAGAGAGGGAAAAUGAAAUUGGUGUCCACUUGGAAGCGGUACUGGUUUGUGCUGAAACAUCAGUUACUCCUUUAUUACAAGUCCCAGCUGGAAUGCCUCAACCUCUCCGCAUGUCGUGGUUCCCUCAACAUGGGGUUAGCUUCAUGCGUCCGCCCUGGGGCCCACAGAGGUCCUCCUGCAAGUGCUACUCAGGGAUACACCAUAGAAGUAGUUACAAGAACGCAGGUUAUUGUACUUCGAACAAAGGACCGUGGCUUACAGGAGCAAUGGUUGAAAGCUCUCCUUGAAUCAAUGGCCCUUCCCAACAUUUCAACCCCAAUAAAAACUGGUGGAGGGCCAAUUCACUUCCGAUAUUCCAUGGACAAUCUGCCCGUAGUUGAAGAGCUAGAGACAGAAGAGAAACAGAAAACUUUACCCCACCUAACCACGCUCACACGUCAUGACAGCGUGCUUGGGCAUAUUAAACGAAUCAGUGGUCAUUCAUAUGGGGGAAGUCUGGAUACAAUCCUGAAACAUCAACCCAUGAUUCAUGUGCAGCCACAGCGAUCCCCACAGCAGCCAAAAAUCCCACGAAUCCGAGCUGUAGACAGAAUGUUAGGUUUACAGUAUUUAAAAAACUAUGAAAGAAAAGCAUCUUUGACAAAUGAUGUGGCAAAUGAAGAACAAUGCUUGCGUGACUCUACAUAUUUAUUUUCAAAGGAAAAAAUUUCGAAACAAAGUGGAGGACAAGAAAUAAAAUACAAUGAUGUUGCAGUAGACAGACUUAUGGACACAUCAUCCGACUCGGAAGAAAUGAGGAAGAACAACUGUAAGAUAAGAGACGAUCAAAGAAACCAAGAAGCUAAACUAUCAAUUGUUUCAAAGGAAGAAAAUCAAAAUCACGAAAAAUUCAGUAUGAUAAGCACAGAAGAAGCAAGGAAAUAUACUAUUAAUUUCCUGGAGAACCAGAGAUAUUUAUCUUCCUUGGAAAAUGAAGUAGAUAUUAUCGUUGAAAACAAACUCUAUGAGACAACUAAGGAGGCAGAGUGUGAUAAUGAUGAACAUGAAACUGAAAACAAAUUCUAUGAAAAAGUCAAGCAUGGUGAAGAAGGCAAACAGUAUGAUUCUGAAGAAGAAAUUUGUAGCUUUGCACAAGUACACAAUGUUCCUGAAGAUGAAAAAAUGUAUGCAGUUGUGUCAGUUGACACAAAUGGAAUGAAAGAAGUCCAGAGAAAUGAGGGAGAUUCAGAAGAUAACGGGGAGUAUGAUUACUACUCUAGCUAUACUAGAGUUUCACCGGUGCAUUCGCUGUCAGAGCAGCUCAACAGGACCACUCUAGAACCUGAUUUACCACCUCGACCAUCAGUGGGUACUGGUGAUUCAUCUAAAAAUCAACAUAUACAGCAAACCUCUAAAGCUGAGGAUGAAGAAGCAGAUUAUAGUGAAUAUUAUGAAAGCACUGAUAGUUAUAAUGCCGGGAUUUCUCCCUCACAGUUGUUAUCAUCAGGUGGAGAAAGCUCAACCUCUGAGAAAAAGAGAUCAACAUUACAUGGCAUUAAACUGAAGAAAAAGAAGUCUUCAAGAAAGGAAACGGUUGCUUCAGAGGAUUGGAGUAGUAACAGUAAGAAAAAACACAGAAUGAGUUUCCUACGCCGUAUGUUGAAGCAUUAUCAUAAGAAGUCACAAUCUAAUUUCGAGACUGUGGUAAUUUCUGUUGACCGUGAAGAUAGUGAUGAGCCUGAGUAUGAAACAGUUGAUUAUUCAGCUCCAACUUUGAAAAGUGAAGGUACUGAGGAGAAGUUACAAGAUCCUGUGCCUAGAAGCAACAACAUUGAAAUUCCUGACAAAGAAGUACGUAAGAAGAAGCUGUUUGGAAAACAGAAUCUCCUGAGAAAAGAAACAAUGCUUGAGUUGAAAAUGAAACUAAAGAGUCGUGAUUGUGCAGUGGAGACUGCUCCAACUGCUCCUGCCAAUGAGGACAAUCAGGGGUAUGAAUGUAUUUCACCAGAUGAUCUGCCAGACAGGAAGCCUAUUCUUACUCCAAGAUCUCGCAAGCGAAAUUUGAAUCAAGAUAAAAAAGGCCCUGUGGUAGAGUGCUCAAGAUAUCGAUGCAAUGAUAGCAUCAAUCGGGCAAAUAAGCCUCCAAGUCUCCCACCACGCAAAGUUGCAAGACCUCGUUCUCCAUGGCAUGAUGUUCCUAAAAAUAAUUCUCCAAUCUCUGGUAACUUUCAAGAUCUUGCCACAGCUGCUGGAGAGAAAGUGGAUGAUAUGGGGAAAGAAACACUGGAACCAACCAUUGAAAAACAGUCAGAACCAGAGUUUGGUGAAUGGGAUCAGAAUUUUCAGGAUGAACUUCUAGGUACAUCCCGUGGUUUCUUUUAUAUUCAGAACAAAUGGAAGGCUGCAGAGAUGUCAGGUGAAUGGUGCCAUGACCAACAGGGAAGCAAAGAAACGCCAUUGAUCCAGAAGUCUCCGCAGAAGGAGACAUUCCCUGGGAACAGUAACAACGCAGAAGAAAUAAAGGUGACACAUGAGGGGAGUCCAAGUAGUGAUAGUGUAGGGUGUGAUACUGUGAGUCAUGAACACAAAACUGGUACUGUGUUUGCUGAAAAUACAUGUACUUCUGAUAUUUAUAGUGAUGUCCAUAAAGACCAUCUAUCUGUAAAAAAAUUAAUCCAGAGUUUCAAUCCACACACUGAAAAAGUUACAGACAAACCUAAUUAUUUAUAUAAUAUUGAUGACAAGAAUGUAGAUGAGCAACUAAAUAAUAUAAAUGACAAAACUGGAAAAGUACAGUUGAAUAAUGUUGAAAUAAAAUUCAGUGGUAAUGCUAAACUGGAUAUAGGAUCUACAACAAUGAAACACAAUGACACAACUUGUGACAGAAUUCUUAAUUAUAGCAAUGGCAGCCAUAAUAACUUUAAUAUAAAGACAACAGAUUUCAAAGACCUUUCAGAUGACAUACCUGUAACUCUAAGGAAAUCUCAAAUUGACUCAACAUCUAACAAACAUGAAGUGCCCUUUAGUGAUACUAAAAGCUGCCAAGUGGUAGUCAGUGGUGAGAAUGACAGUCUUUCUUCUAGUCAGCUUUGCAGUGGAAGAGACAUCAAAGAAAUGGAAGAAUGCUCCAAAGACAAGGAAUGUAACACAAAAAAUAACUUCAUCAGCAUCGAAUUUUGUAACAUGUCAACAAAUUCCUCAUCACAACAGGAAAUUAAAACUCUGUUUAACAAUGUUUAUAACCAGAAUAUGCUGAAAAGUGGAAUGGCCAAAGAUCUUUCCCCCAGAGUGGCAGAAAAUGCAGGGAUGGCCCAUGAUGAAGACAUAACGCCUCACUUGAAUCGACAUUCAGAUGAACUGAAUCUCCUACUGGCACAGCUGGCAGAGAUCACAUCUGCUCCCUUGUUACCUCACAGUGCAGCCAGCAGUCUAGUUGACAUUCCUGAGGGCAAGAAACCGAAGCCCCAAGCUGUUGAGUCUUCUCAACGUGGGCCAACACAGCCAGAAUUGUUUGUGUUGGGCCCCAUCAGGAGGAGACGUAACUCAGAUCCUGAUUAUGAUGUGCCUCGUCCACAUGGCUCACUAUUGCACCUACUGCUACCCAAUAGAAUGUCAUCUCGUUCUAGUGACAACAGCCACUCAGGACAAGAAAGUGACAUCAUAGAAGCUACACGUUUCUUUGGAGAAACAGACCUGUCAAGCAAUUCUGCAUGUUCCAGUUUAAGUCUCAGGCACAGUACAAUAUCAGAAGCUGAGAACCAGUCAGAUACGAGCUACUAUGUCAGCAUGGCACCUGACUCCUUAGAAGUGCCUCUAACAAAGGACAUGAAGGAUGUAAUAUACUAAAAACAAAUUAUAAGAUAAUUUAUUGCCAAAAUUUUAAAACAGAUAAUAAUUAUAUAAAUCACCCAAAUGUUGUAAUCCAUAUUCUCAUGUUUCAAACUAUAUUUAAUUCUUUGUUCUAAAAGAUAUAUUUAAAGUGCCUUAUUUACCAAAACUUUCCUUUACCUCUUCUUGUUUUACAAUGAAUGUCACUUCUUGUUCAUAUGAGUAUGUAUCAUUUUUACUGACCCCUGUUUCAGCCACAAAACAGCAAUUGUUCCAGUUUUAGUUGAAUGUUAUUUAUGAAUUUGAGUAAAUCACUUCUGAAUUGGUGAAAUAUAAUAAAUUUUAUACAUACCUGUGUGAAAGGAAUGACACAUGGGAUGUGAAGUGCCUAAUUCUGCUUCAGUAUUACGACUAUUUUAAUAAUGUAGUAGUUGUUACAAUGCUAUUCGUUUCAAAUUGUAUAUUUUAGUAAGUUGUAAAGUAAAUGAUCUGCCUGAAUAAACAUAUAUUAUGACAUAA